CACAAUUGUCAAUUCUCACUUGACAAUCAUGGCGAGCACGUCGAGGUCUGUUUUUCUGAUUUAUUUUAUUCCUGUUUCGUUAUUUACGACGAUAUUUAUGUAUUGUACAGCUGAAUAUAAUUUAUGUUUGCUAUGAUUAUAUGUAAGUUUACGUUGGUGCUAAUAAAGUGUAGCAAAAGGCGACGACAUAGUUGUUUCCCAAAGAUUUGAUUUCUACUUGUUGAUGAAUGAUGAGCCUACUUUCUUUUGUGGUUUUAGGCUUGAGGCGAAUAAGGUGGUGUGCUAUGCACAUCCAGAUGCACCACUUAUCGAAGAUUACAGGGCUGGGGACAUGAUAUGUUCAGAAUGCGGGCUUGUAGUCGGCGACAGAGUUAUUGACGUGGGGUCAGAAUGGCGUACAUUCAGCAAUGAGAAAUCUGGAGUCGACCCAUCUCGUGUUGGUGGUCCGGAAAAUCCUCUUCUUUCUGGUGGUGACUUAUCCACGAUCAUUGGGCCUGGACGAGGAGACGCAUCAUUUGACAGUUUUGGAGUAUCAAAAUAUCAGAACAGGAGGAAUAUUAGCAGCACAGACAGGGCUCUGAUAAAUGCAUUUAGGGAAAUAAGCACAAUGGCCGACAGAAUCAACUUACCAAAGACUAUAAUCGACAGGGCCAACAAUUUGUUUAAACAGGUGCACGAUGGUAAGAACUUGAAAGGUCGAGCAAAUGAUGCGAUAGCCUCAGCCUGUCUCUACAUCGCUUGUCGUCAGGAAGGAGUCCCUCGUACGUUCAAAGAAAUCUGCGCAGUCAGCAAAAUCAGUAAGAAGGAAAUAGGACGGUGUUUCAAACUGAUUUUGAAGGCUCUCGAGACUUCAGUGGAACUUAUCACCACAGCGGACUUCAUGUCUCGUUUCUGCUCCAAUUUGGGUCUGCCCAAUUCAGUGCAAAGAGCUGCUACUCACAUCGCAAGGAAAGCUGGAGAGCUGGACAUUGUGUCUGGACGCAGUCCUAUUUCUGUGGCAGCAGCUGCAAUUUACAUGGCUUCUCAGGCGUCAGAGGACAAACGCAGUCAGAAAGAGAUAGGAGAUAUAGCCGGCGUGGCGGACGUGACCAUACGUCAGGCGUACAAACUCAUGUACCCGUUCGCAAGUAAGCUGUUCCCAGACGACUUCAAAUUCUCAACGCCCAUCGAGUUUCUACCCCAAAUGUAGACGCAGGUACCCCAUAUGGCAUCAAAAUAAAAUCGACAGUAAAUUCAAAAUGUUAGAACGAUGUUUGAACGUCGAAAUAGUGGAUUUUCUGACACGCAAUGUUCUUUUUCUCUCGUAGUUACUAAUUCUGAUUUUAUAUUCUUUCAUCUUUAAAAACUAUUUUUAUUUUGUUAUUCUCGUCUUAACGUCAAUGGGGUACAGUUCAAUUUUGAUUGGAUUAUUCUAUUUAUCUAUGUAAUAUGUCUAUUACUAAAAGAGAACACAAAUAUAUAUAUCAAAAUAAAAUAGUAUUGUCUCGUGCCAAGAACACGGAGUAUGUAGUCGAUGGAGAGCUUACAAACCAACUCAUAAUUUGUAUUCAGUAAUUUGAUACAAACAAUAAUUUAAUUUGAUAUCAACAAGAUACUUAUUUCCUUUACGAUAAGGAUUAUUUUUCCAUAAUUUUCAGCUUCUUUUAUCAUAUUUCUGAAAAUUAAUUAUGAGUUGCUUAUCAUCUUAUAUAACUUAUAUCUGAUUUAGAAUAAUCACAUUAAAUAUAAAAUUUCAUACAUUCAUUAUUUCAAUUUUAAUCCAUUAAUUGAUUAAUUCAUAUUGAUAUGUGUGUUUAGAAUUCAAACUAAUAAACUUUCAAUACAUAAUACAUAGAAAUAUUAUAAAGAAUUAUCUAAAAUUUAUUUCUAGCCAAGAUGAACAUAGUUCCUACCCUGUUCAAUUUUAUGUACAUAAACUGAAAAUUCGGAACGUAUUUUUUGAAACAUGAAUCAUAGCAAGAUUUAUGGCCUUGAAUUUAUUUUCAUUUUCCAUACUAUUAAUAGUAAAAAAUAUUUUUCAUACUACAAAUCAUUCUUCAUCCUGCUUAUCAAAGAACUGAAGUUGUGUGAUAAAAGAUUAUUGAUUCAUUGCAUUGAUUUGGAAAACUAACUUUAAUACAUUACUGGUUUUGUAUGGGACUUGUUAUAAACAUUGCACAAUGAAGACGCGAUGUAUACUGAUGUAUUGAAGGUGCCUGAUUUCACACUUACUGUAACAAAGCACUGGUCACUGGUUUUUUAAAUAAAGAUUGACAGCCAAAUAGCUAAUAGCAGGAACAAAAUUAAAAUUACUUGAUUUCUGUAAUAAUUAAUUGUAGAUAAUUAAUUGGCUAGGUACUGAGCUAUACAGACAAAAUAUGCAGACAAAAAUUAUUGACUUUAUUAAAAACUUUAAGAUAAUAAAAUUUACUUAAAAAUUUAAUGUAUACCAAAUAACUUUGCUGAUUUUAGCAAGAUUUACCCAAAAAUGAAACAUGAAAACUACAGUUUACUAACAAAAUUAUCCGUGAAAUCAGGGCAACCGACUGUGGGCAUAGACACGAGUGAACAAUGUUGUAUUUUUAUAUUAAAUGUAGACAUAAGUAUUAACUAUGAUUUUGCGUAGGAUGGUAGUUCCUGUCACUUAUUUUUUUAUGUAUGUGUUAUUGGAAUAUACAAGAAUUAUACUUUGUCAGUGUGAAUCUUUUAUCUCAGAAAGGAGGUAUUUAGUUGUAAAUUUUGGCACAUUAUAACUUAUUUUAACCUAACACAGUGAUCAAUUUUGUUCCUUAUCGGCUUUUCAAAGGCACGAAUUACUUUAAACAUGAGAUAAAAAAAAAACGUAAUUUAUUCAUCCAUUUAUUAUUUCAUCUGUAUUUUUAUCACCAAACUCAUUCUGAUUGGCUGCCUGAUACAUUUAGUGUUGCCAUUUCUAAUAUCUUUAUAUAUUGGUAGUUUAGAGAAAACUGUCCGCAAAGUGACAGGACGUUUUGUGAUUUUUUUUAAAUAAUGUUUUGAUAGGGGUGACAGUUGUAUUUAUAGUACCUAAUAAUAAUGAUUAUAACGGCAUGUCGUGUAUAGUUUCCGUUAUGUUGGUACACUGUUUUUCUUAUAAUAGUUGUUAAGUUUCUCCUACUGGACGGUCGCGGUGUAAUAGAAAAGUAUAGAUCAGAAAUUACAGAAUUAAUAUGACAUUUCUUUGUUUAUUUGGUCAUCUUUGAAAUAAUGUCAAUAGACAUUUUACCUACAUUAUUUUUAUUUAGUAGUCCCGAAGGUGAUCAAAUACAUAAAGCUUCAUAUAUAAUUUAGUAGAUAGAUAUAUCUAUAGAUGGUAGACUGAUAAACUUACAAAGUAUAUGUAACCUUAUAAAUAAUAUUUUGGUCUUAAAUAACACUUGUUACCAAUGCAAUGGACUUCUGGAGCUUAUUUAUAUUUAUAAUAUUGUAGCUUGACUUAAAAACUACAGAUAAUUAUAUUGUAUAAUAUACUUACUUAUAUAAAUAUAAUGACAUACCACCACACUCAUAAACAUUUAAAAUUUACGUAACCCAAUCCUUAGAUUUGUUUUCGGAACAAAAUUCAUUCUAAGGAAUAGUUUAUGUAAUUAUUAAAUAUCUCUGAGUAGCAGAUAGCGACCAAUUUAAAAUAAUAGUUGGCACUUUAGCUAUGUAUUCCUAGAUAUAUAUAUAUCUACACGUAGACUUAAAAGCCUAGUUGUCUGACACUAAGAUACUUUGAACAAACUGACGGAUACGAAGUCUAUGCUUCAAUAUACUAACAUUAUAUUUUAACAUAUAUAUGUUAGAAAUACAUAUCUGCCUAUCCAUUUAGGGUAGGACAGGCGUUAAAAAUAAUGUUUGGUUUAUGUAAGAAACUUAAACAAUUAGCAUUUUUACUGUAGUCGAACGGGAAAAUAGAUACUUCAAUCUAUGCGUUUGACAGUGACAAGAGACAGUGAACGUCAGUCCACUGACUUUACGCUUCGCCAUGGCCUCACAGAUCGCUGUAAAACUACGCUCGCGUCGUUUCGCCGUGUGAGGUUACUUGAGGCUCAGUCUAUUUCUUCCCCUUCCGCCUAACCCCCCAUGCAACCAUCAAAAGGCAAUGCACUCAGUAACUCCUCUGGUGCUACGUGUGUCUAUGGGCGGUGCUGAUUGCUUAGGUGAUCUGUCUGGUCCAAAGUCUUACCCUAUUUACUCGUACCAUUACAAUUAAAAUGCUAUUUGUUUGAGGAUCAAGAAAUAAUUAUGUUCUCUUUCAUUUUAAGUUGAUCAAGUUCAAUGCAUUUUGGUAUAGUUUUGUAUUAAUAUAGUCGUGAUUUCAAAAAUUCAUUUAAUUAUAUUAAUAUGAUGUGUGGUUUGUAUGUUUCCAUGUAAAUGAAAGUAAAAUAUGCUGCACAGUGCAAGCGAUUUGUGUUAUUUUGUGUUUCGGCAUGAUCCUUUGUAAAUUUGAUGUUUUCUUUCAUCAUGUUUGGCAACUGUUAUAAAUUCAAAUUAUCGUAUUUAACGGCAGAACAGCAAAAACCAAUUUGAGGGAAUCUUUCUUCACAAACCAUUUAAGAGAAGUAGGGUUGUCAUAUUGGAAGAGCGUCGGGGCGCUAAUCUGUAAUGUCCACAGCAAAUUCAUCCCUAUCGGCCCUAUUAUAAGAUACACGGAUUCGCACCAUUUCGACCAAAUACACGCGUCUAACGCAAUUUUUUGUCUUUAAACGAAAAUAUGCCUUACAACAUUGUUGUAAGGGUGAAUUUGCGAUAUUGACAUUUCAAAUUACAGCUUCGACAAUAGAUCAAUGUGUAUGUAUAGAGCCUAAAAAACAAUUUGCCUAGUUUAUGAUCUCUUUUCUUGAACCGAAUAUUUUGUUACUUCAGUGUUGCCAGUUAAUCCACACGAAAGCCGACUGUAAGUUUUUGUAAAGAUGUAUCGUUGAUUUUGAAUGUAUGUGUAAUGUAACUAGCAUUAAUUAGUAAUUAUGAAUAACGCCACAAAAUAAAUAUAAAUUAAGUGAUA
Molecule: messenger RNA, 4987 nt
Organism: Spodoptera exigua (beet armyworm)
Lineage: Eukaryota; Metazoa; Arthropoda; Insecta; Lepidoptera; Noctuidae
Source: the annotation of a GenBank genome assembly